Molecule: messenger RNA, 742 nt
Organism: Tilletiaria anomala UBC 951
Lineage: Eukaryota; Fungi; Basidiomycota; Exobasidiomycetes; Georgefischeriales; Tilletiariaceae
Exons: 2
Coding region: 299-742 (147 amino acids)
Source: RefSeq, a predicted model, not a curated record
GAUGCCUGGAAGAAAGUGUGACACUGUCUCGCUACAUCAUAUGGCGCUGCUUGUUGGAGCCAAAUAUUUUUGACAAAUGAGAGGCCGAUCAGGCGAUGAUGAAUCGUGUGCUGACGCUGACCAUGGCGGCAACCGUCAACAGCCAGUAAUGCAAACAAGAAUUUUGAGCAUGGCUUUCUCGCUCCUCUUUUCUCAUUUCCCAAGCGCUCCAAUCAACUGAUUCAAUUCUUGGCAGCUCAGCCGAUUUUAAUCGAACGUUUUGCUUAGCAGUCGCACUGUAGCGCCAUGUGAGGCUUCGAUGCGGCCCGCUUCACUCGCCUCCAAAGGUUCGCAGUACAUCAAAGACUCCUUCCAGUCGCGCACGAAAGUGACCUCCGACGAGAGCAACGUCCAUGAGCCCGAGCUGGAUGAGUUCCUCGGUGCCUCCGUCUCCAUCGGGCAUACAGGCCAGACGGGCGGUGGUACGAAUGCGAAAAUGAUUCCAUCAGAGGAGGGCGGCGACGUUCGCUCGCAGCGACCUGGGACUGGGAGCGAUUCUUUUGAGGGAGAGGGCCGCUUCGGUGGUCAGGAAGAGAGGAAUAACGAAAAGCUUGUGGGGAAUCCGGGUGGAUUCGACGAAAAGCCGCAUGAGAUCGAUCAUAAAAGACACGUACAGCUUAACGAGCCUGUUCCCAAGACCGAGGACCAACAUCUUGAUCCAGAACAGGCAGGCACCGCUCGCUCGCAUACGGUCCAUUCGUAA